AUGGCAACUGACACCAAGUUUGAGGGAUGGCUCGGAAAGGACAAGGAUAGCGUCCAGGGAAAGAUGGAAUGGGGCCAGUUCGAACCAAAGAAGUGGACAGAGGACGACGUCGACAUUGAGAUUUCUCACUGCGGUAUCUGCGGGUCAGAUCUACACAUGCUGAGCUCUGGAUGGGGACCUACACCAUACCCCUGUGUCGUCGGCCACGAGAUCAUCGGCAAAGCCGUCAAGGUCGGUUCAAAUGUCAAGCACGUCAAGCAAGGUGACCGUGUCGGUGUUGGCGCGCAAGCACGUUCUUGCCUACAGCCAGACUGCCCAGACUGCUCCAACGGCAUUGAAAACCACUGCCACAGGGGUACCGUCAACACCUACGGCAGCGUCUAUCCCGGCGACGAGGGAAAGAGCUACGGAGGAUAUGCUACACACAACCGUACGAACGGGCAUUUUGUCAUGAAUAUCCCUGAUGGCUUAGAUAGCGCCGAUGCUGCACCUAUGCUAUGUGGAGGUAUUACCGUCUACUCUCCAUUGAAGCGAUACGGUUGCGGACCCGGCAAGACCGUAGGAAUUGUCGGUGUCGGCGGUCUAGGUCAUUUCGGUGUCCUCUUUGCCAAAGCCCUCGGCGCAGACAAGGUCGUUGGUAUCAGUCGGAAAGCUGAGAAGCGCGACGACGUUCUUAAGCUCGGUGCUGAUCUUUACAUUUCCACCGACGAAGACAAGGACUGGGCUAAGCACAACGCACAGAGUCUCGACCUGAUCAUCUGCACCGUUUCCAGCGCAAAGAUGCCUCUAGAUGGUUAUCUCGGCCUGCUCAAGACCCAUGGUACUUUCAUCCAAGUCGGAGCUCCGGAUGGUGGGGAACUGCCUCCUAUUAACGCCUUCACCCUGCUUUCUGGUGGCUUGAAGGUCGGAGGUAGCGGUAUUGGUGCGCCUUGGGAGAUCAAGGAGAUGUUGCAGCUUGCGGCGGAUAAGAAGAUCAAGCCGUGGGUACAGAAGCGACCGAUGAAGGAGGCUAACAAGGCGGUUGUUGAUAUGGUGGAUGGAAAGGCUAGGUACAGGUAUGUUCUGGAGAACUAG
Messenger RNA from Pyrenophora tritici-repentis Pt-1C-BFP, 1074 nucleotides. Its product is annotated as AdhP, Zn-dependent alcohol dehydrogenase. The record is from RefSeq and is a predicted model, not a curated record. Gene Ontology annotation, molecular function: alcohol dehydrogenase (NADP+) activity; zinc ion binding. Gene Ontology annotation, biological process: alcohol metabolic process. Lineage: Eukaryota; Fungi; Ascomycota; Dothideomycetes; Pleosporales; Pleosporaceae.